GAUAAACAUACUUGACGUCAGAUUACCGAAAAAGUAGUUUUCAAGUUUUCAUUAUGUAUUUAUAAGAUAAACUAUUUUGAUAUUCUGAUAAUGGCUUUAUAAGUAACUGUUUUUAUAAAAUGGAUCAAAGUAAUAACUCUAGACGAGAUUUAGAGAUAGAUAGUUUUAGAAACGAUGAACCUGGAUAUGACAGAGCGCGUAUGAGAAGACAAUCUGGAGGCUUCGUCGACUUGGGAAAUGAGUCACAGUAUGGUACAGGUGGACACCAAGCGUCUGGCGCUAACGAAAUCUUUGCAGAUAUACAGGGUGAUGUCCCUUGGUGGAAGUCAAAUUUCUUCAUAUCACAACCAGUUCUUUUUGGAACUUGGGAUGGUGUUUUCACAUCAUGCCUUAUCAACAUUUUUGGUGUGAUUGUAUUUUUAAGAUCCGGCUGGAUUGUAGGCCAAGCUGGAUUAGUUAAUGGCGUAUUUAUAGUGAUAUUUACAGUGUUUGUAGCCUUGAUCUCAGUCCUUUCAGCUGUGGGUAUAUGUGAAAGAUGCAGAAUAGAAAGUGGUGGGGUGUAUUUCUUACUGGGGCAUACUUUAGGAUCUCGGAUGGGAGGAACAUUAGGGAUGGUGUAUUGUUUUGGACAAGCAGUUGGGUGUGCACUGAAUGUAUUUGGUUUUGGUGAAUCUAUGGCAAAUUUAAUUGGCUCUGAUAACACAUGGGCAGCUCGGGGCUUUGCUAUUGCUGCUGUACUUCUUUUGGGAGUCAUCAAUGUUGCUGGAGUCAAAUGGGUGAUAAAGCUGCAGUUUGUUUUGUUACUCAUCAUCUUGUUGGCAGCUCUUGACUUCUUUGUUGGCUCUCUAACAACAGUUCCUACUGUUGAAUUUAAAGGCUGGUUGGGUGGUACAAUAGCUAACAAUACCUGGUCAGAUUAUCAAGAUGGUUACACAUGGUUCAAAUGUUUUGGUGUAUUCUUUCCCACUAUCACUGGUAUUCUGGCAGGAAUAAACAUGAGUGGGGACUUGAAAAAUCCCUCUGUUAAUAUACCUAAUGGUUCUUUAGCUGCGAUUAGUACAGGGACAUUUUUAUACUUGAUGUUUAUAAUCACACUGGCAGCGACAGUAACAAGAGAGGCACUUCUUAAAAACUUCUCUAUAACAGCUGAUAUAUCAGCAUUGACUGUUUUGCUGCUCGCUGGAUUAUAUGUCAGCUCCAUGAGUUCAUGCCUGGGAGCUAUGUAUGGCACACCUAGAGUUUUGCAGAGCAUUGCCAAUGAAAAGGUCAUACCAGGACUUGAUAUACUUGGACAUGGGCGGGGACCUAAUAAGGUGCCCGUGUACUCAAUGGUGGUAGUGGCCAUUGUGACGGUGACAUUUAUAAUCAUUGGAGAUAUCAACAAACUCGCGCCCAUCGUUACCAUGCCUUUUCUCAUCACCUACGCCAGUAUUGAUUAUUCUUAUUUUGCUCUCGCCCAAACAUUUGAUUUGCAACAUAAACGUGAAAUGAGAUUUCAAGGCCACGCACAAAGAGACCCACAGGUAUAUGGAGCCACGGGAAGUGAUCUGGAUCUCUUGUUUCCCGAAAGAAUACGACACAAAAAUGUUGGUGAUUUCACCCCAUCUCCCAGCGACUCAGCAAUAAUGAACGGCCGCAUGGCCAAUGGUGACGGCGUGCGUCGACCUAGCGUUAGUGUACACUCGAAAAAUAAAAAUUGGUAUUCUCAUCUGUGCAAUCGAUGGCUGUCUCUUGCUGGUGUGGCAGUAAAGCUACUGCUCAUGUUCUUGGUGCACUGGGUGUACGCGCUGGGCUGCCUGUCCAUUUUGUGGCUGCUGUGGCUGUACAUCGGUGCCGCCAACCCCGCAGUCAAGCCCGGCCGGGCCUCCGAAAUCAGAUUCUUCCAUUGGCUUAAAAUAUCAUUCUUACAAGCUAUUGGAAAACGACCAUUAGAAUAUGAGCAAUUAGUGGUAACACCGGUGCACGGUGACAUAUCCGUGGAGCAGGAGAGACUGAACGAUGAUAACGAGGACUUCGCGUCGCGGCGUCGGUACCACCAGUCCACCGCACUGCAGAGUCAUCUGGUCAGCGUCGACACAUAAAUACUUUGCCUAUUC
Papilio xuthus (Asian swallowtail) is the source of this 2096-nucleotide messenger RNA. RefSeq names its product solute carrier family 12 member 8. Bases 120 to 2081 code for a protein of 653 amino acids. Gene Ontology annotation, cellular component: membrane. NCBI's taxonomy places the organism in Eukaryota, Metazoa, Arthropoda, Insecta, Lepidoptera, Papilionidae. Gene Ontology annotation, molecular function: potassium:chloride symporter activity. The transcript has 11 exons. The record is from RefSeq and is a predicted model, not a curated record. Gene Ontology annotation, biological process: chloride ion homeostasis; cell volume homeostasis; potassium ion homeostasis.